UUGAUUUUGCAAAUUAAUCUAAAUAUUAAAAGAAAUUAUGUAUAAUAGGUAGUGCUCUCAAAAUAAUAUUCUGUUGAAGUAAAAAUGAUGAAGAUAUGGAAUUUAGGUCUAAUAAGUUACGACACCGCUUUAAGUGUACAAAAAUGUAUCGCUAGGAAACAUUUAGAUGCUCUGAAGAAGGGUAUUAAUGCAAAUUAUGAUACCCUUCUGCUAGUCGAACACAAACCAGUGUACACAGUCGGCAUCAGAGAAGCUACAUCCAAAGAAGAAAUAUUAAGACUUCGCAGUCUUGGUGCUGAAUUCCGUAACACGAAUCGAGGUGGCCUUAUAACAUUUCAUGGGCCAGGCCAGCUUGUUGCAUACCCUGUGAUAAACCUGAAACGAUUUAAGCCAAGUGUAAAAUGGUACGUGGACAGUUUAGAAGAAACUGUUAUCAGAAUGUGUGCAGAAUUAGGUAUUGAAGCUCAAAGAUCUCCGCAUACUGGUGUAUGGGUAGGGGAUAACAAAUUAGCCGCAAUUGGAGUUCACGCCUCUCGGUACAUAACUACACACGGGAUUGCUUUAAACUGUGAUAUAGAUUUGAACUGGUUCAAACAUAUAGACCCAUGUGGUAUAAAAGAUAAGGGUGUGACCUCGCUUACCCAAGAAAUCGGAAAAUUAUGUACCAUAGUUGACAUGACCCCAAAGUUUCUACAAAAUUUUGAAAAAGUAUUUGACUGUUCCUGUGAAGAACUAGAUAGUAGUCAACAAAAAGAAAUUCUUAAGGGUGUUUAUGAUAACUUAUUAGUGGAGGAAAAUUUAUAGCCAACUCCUGUGUUAGAUAGAUCCAAGACAUCCCUCCAUAUACGGCUGAAGGCAAACCGCAGCU
Aricia agestis (brown argus) is the source of this 868-nucleotide messenger RNA. RefSeq names its product putative lipoyltransferase 2, mitochondrial (gene Lipt2). Gene Ontology annotation, cellular component: mitochondrion. Bases 85 to 804 code for a protein of 239 amino acids. Gene Ontology annotation, molecular function: lipoyl(octanoyl) transferase activity. Lineage: Eukaryota; Metazoa; Arthropoda; Insecta; Lepidoptera; Lycaenidae. Gene Ontology annotation, biological process: protein lipoylation. The record is from RefSeq and is a predicted model, not a curated record. The transcript is spliced from 3 exons.